UUCACUUCUCUCUCCAUCGUGGGUGGGGAAACUGGGGGAAACUGAGUACAGAGGUUGGUUUACUCCAACCAUCGCCAACCCACCAACAUUCUCUCUCUUUCUCUCUCUCUCUAUACCCUCGGAAAUGUCGAAUUACACGGUCGAGUCUUGCAAGGUCGAGUCCGCCGACCGGGUCGUCCUCCACACGCGGCUGUUCAAGCCGAGGGAGGACGCCGGGAGGGCCGACGACGGCGGCGGCGGCCUGGGGGUCGUCCUGGUGCAUCCCUACACGGUGCUCGGCGGGUGCCAGGCCCUGCUGAGGGGCAUCGCCUCCGAGCUCGCCGGGAGGGGCCUGCCGGCGGUGACGUUCGACAUGCGCGGGGCCGGGAAGUCCACCGGGCGGCCCUCGCUCACCGGGUUCGCCGAGGUCAAGGACGUGAUCGCCGUCUGCAAGUGGGCCUGCGACAACCUCUCGCUCCGCAGGAUCCUGCUCGUGGGUUCUUCUGCUGGGGCGCCAAUUGCUGGCUCAGCUGUGGAUCAGAUAGAACAAGUCGUGGGUUAUGUUAGCAUAGGCUAUCCUUUUGGAAUGAUUUCUUCAAUUCUCUUUGGGCGGCACCAUAAAUCUAUCUUGCAAUCCCCAAAACCGAAGUUCUUCAUCAUGGGAACUCGCGAUGGCUUUACGAGUGUGAAGCAGUUAGAGAACAAGCUGAGCGGAGCAGCAGGUCGAGUAGAAAAGCAUCUGAUUGAAGGAGCAGGGCACUUUCAAAUGGAAGGCCCUGCUUUUGAUGCGCAGAUGGUGAGUAUUAUUCUUGAGUUCAUUGCGUCUUUGUAAUAUUAUUGGCUUGUUACUAUGCAACAGCUGUUUAUAAGGAGUAGAGGCUUGAGUGCAUGCCUUCAGUUCUGGGGCCUUGUGCCCGUAUGCUCGCUUGCCUUCUUGGUGGAUGAUGUUGAAUCCUAGUAUUGGCAAUUUGGCAGUAGGAACUGUACCUAAGGUUCCAUUUUCUAA
Eucalyptus grandis is the source of this 985-nucleotide messenger RNA. RefSeq lists its product as uncharacterized. Lineage: Eukaryota; Viridiplantae; Streptophyta; Magnoliopsida; Myrtales; Myrtaceae. The transcript has 2 exons. The coding region runs from base 125 to 811 and encodes 228 amino acids. The record is from RefSeq and is a predicted model, not a curated record.